Ascochyta rabiei is the source of this 786-nucleotide messenger RNA. RefSeq lists its product as uncharacterized. The transcript has a single exon. Lineage: Eukaryota; Fungi; Ascomycota; Dothideomycetes; Pleosporales; Didymellaceae. The coding region runs from base 1 to 786 and encodes 261 amino acids. The record is from RefSeq and is a predicted model, not a curated record.
AUGGAGCGGCCCACUGUAGUGCCCCUAGCGGUCCACCUACCGAAUGAGCAGAUAGUUACGUUCCCUGCUAACGCUACCACUGCAGAGUUAUCAGCCCGCCUGGAGCGAUCUGUAACUACGCUUACGGCGUUCUUCCAGCGCAACGCUGACCAUGAGUAUGGCCGUGAGGUCCUAUAUCAGGACUAUCCAUCCCAGUUUGUUUGGCACCUCCCGUCACGGACCUGGCACGUGCGUCAGCGCGGCACUGCGAUUAGCCGCAUGUACUUUUGCAGCCCGCUACAGGGUGAACGGUUCUAUCUACGGCUUCUCUUGACUACCGUACGGGGUCCACAGUCCUACGCGGACCUGCGUACCUUUAGCGGCACAGAGUAUCCUACUUUCCAGGCCGCCGCAGCUGCCCGCGGGUUACUGCUACACGAUGGAGACUGGGUAGCCUGCUUCCAGGACGCCGUUACGUUUGCCACAGGCCAGGCGUUACGGUACUUCUUCGUUGCUGCUCUCUUAAAUGGGCCUGUUACAGAUCCAGCUGCUAUCUGGGCAGCCUUCCAGGCGGAUUUGUGUGACGACUUACCUGAGGCUGCUGCUGCCCUGCUAGUAUCCGCAGAUCCAGACGCGUACCUUGACUACGGCCUGUAUCUGAUAGAAGGGCUGCUGGCAGAGUCUGGCAAACGUCUUACGGAUUUCUCACUCCCUGCGUGCCAGUUCAACUGGGGAGUACGGCUGCAGAAUCAGCUUCUUGCCACUGAGCUGGCCUACGAUACAGACGGGCAGGACACUGCCUUCUAG